Molecule: messenger RNA, 2676 nt
Organism: Balearica regulorum gibbericeps (East African grey crowned-crane)
Lineage: Eukaryota; Metazoa; Chordata; Aves; Gruiformes; Gruidae
Source: RefSeq, a predicted model, not a curated record
AUGGAAAGCGAGUUUGCAAUGCCCCACUGUGAGCAAUGCGGAAAGCUGCAUAUUAAGGAUGUGAACCUGCACGUGGCAGGCCUGAGUGAUGUCCGGAAGUUCAAGGAAACCAAGAAGCAGUUUGACAAGGUGCGAGAAGACAUGGAGAUUUCUCUGGUGAAGAAUGCCCAGGCACCUCGGCACAAGCCCCAUGAAGUGGAGGAGGCAACAGGCACCUUGACCAUAACCAGAAAGUGUUUCCGGCAUCUGGCCCUAGACUACGUGUUGCAGAUCAAUGUCCUGCAGGCCAAGAAGAAGUUUGAAAUACUGGAUGCGAUGCUGUCCUUCAUGCAUGCCCAGUACACCUUUUUCCAGCAGGGCUACAGUCUUCUCCAUGAACUGGACCCCUACAUGAAGAAACUAGCCACAGAGCUGGACCAGCUGGUGAUUGAUUCUGCAGUGGAGAAGAGGGAGAUGGAGCACAAGCAUGCACUGAUACAGCAGAGGACCCUCCUGCAGGACUUCUCCUACGAUGACUCAAAGGUGGAGUUUAAUGUUGAUGCCCCGAAUGGAGUGGUGAUGGAAGGCUACCUCUUCAAGAGAGCUAGCAAUGCUUUCAAAACAUGGAAUCGGAGGUGGUUCUCCAUACAGAACAGUCAGCUGGUGUACCAGAAAAAGCUAAAGGAUGUCCUCACGGUAGUGGUGGAAGACCUGCGGCUCUGUACUGUCAAGCCGUGUGAAGACAUAGAGAGGAGGUUUUGCUUUGAGGUCGUCUCACCUACCAAGAGCUGCAUGCUGCAGGCUGACUCGGAGAAGCUGCGUCAGGCCUGGAUUCAGGCUGUUCAAGCUAGCAUUGCUUCUGCAUACCGUGAGAGUCCUGAUAGCUACUAUAUUGAAAGACUGGAUCGGACUGCUUCCCCGUCUACUAGCAGCAUUGAUUCCGCUACCGACUCCCGGGAGCGCAAUGUGAAGGGCGAGUCCAUCUUGCAGAGAGUGCAGAGCAUCCCUGGGAAUGACCAGUGCUGUGACUGUGGUCAGCCAGAUCCUCGCUGGGCCAGUAUCAACCUGGGCAUUCUGCUGUGCAUUGAGUGCUCCGGUAUCCACAGGAGUCUGGGUGUUCACUGUUCCAAAGUUCGAUCUCUCACACUGGACUCCUGGGAGCCGGAGUUACUGAAACUGAUGUGCGAGCUGGGGAACAGUACCAUGAAUCAGAUUUAUGAGGCACAGUGUGAAGAGCUGGGACUUAAGAAACCAACAGCAGGGAGCUCCAGGCAGGACAAGGAAGCCUGGAUCAAGGUGAAGUACGUGGAGAAGAAAUUCCUUAAGAAGCUGGCAAAUGGCGAGACUUUAACAGAGAAUGAGCGGAAACCUCGACGCUGGUGUGUGAAGAAGUGCCAGAGACACAACAGCACCACGAAAGCACCCACAGCUCGUAGAAAGUACCGCCAUGAAGUGGGCAAUGCAUCACCAGCCAUGUUGUCAUCAGCAGCUACCCUGGAGAGGAAGUUCCGUCGAGAUUCCCUCUUCUGCCCUGAUGAGCUGGACUCUCUCUUCUCCUACUUUGACACUGGUGCUGGCUCCGGCCCACGCAGUGCCAGCCACAUCUCUAUGCAGCAUCCGCUAACAGGUGGCCCAUGGAGUGGCAGUGGCAUUGGUCCCGGUGGGAGCGGUACGCCGUUCCUCCUGGACGGAGGUCUGAGCAGUGACAGCGGGCUCGGAGGAAGCACAGAUGGCAGCACCGAUAUCCUGGUGUUUGGCUCUGUGGUGGACAGCGUGACAGAGGAAGAAUGCGAGGUGUCAGAGGAGUCAAGCGGUGAAGCAGAGAUUGAACAGGAGGCAUCAGAUUUGGAGGACCUGAGGGAGCUGCAUCCUGGCUUGUUGAUCUACAAGGCAGCGCAAGCCCGAAACCUGCCUCUCAUGGCAGAAGCACUGGCACACGGUGCUGAGAUCAACUGGGUGAAUGAUGAAGAUGAAAACAAAACUCCUCUGAUUCAAGCUGUGAUGGGGGGUUCCUUGAUAGCCUGUGACUUCCUGCUGCAGAAUGGGGCAGAUGUUAACCAAAGAGAUAUCCGAGGCCGGGCUCCCUUGCAUCAUGCCACAUACCUAGGCCAUACUGGUCAGGUCUGCUUGUUCCUCAAGCGAGGGGCGAAUCAGCACGCGGUGGAUGGCGACGGGCAGGACCCGCUCAGUAUUGCUGUCCAGGCAGCCAAUGCAGACAUAGUUACCUUGCUGCGUCUGGCUCGAAUGAACGAGGAGAUGCGAGAAGCAGAGGGCCCCUUUGGACAACCAGGUCAAUAUCCCAGCAACAGCCCUACUGAGCUGCAGUACAGGAAGUGUAUACAGGAGUUCAUCAGCCUUAAUAUAGAUGAGUGUUAGUGACGACUCCCCCACCUCCCCUUUGCUGUCUUGAAGUUGGGCUGAAUUUCUAGAAGCCCCGAGAGCCCCAUCCUUGGUAUAUUGGUGUUUCUUGCAGAUUGGUCUGGUUUUGAUGCCUGCACAUAUAGGUUGAGCUGCAUGCAGGAAGGAAAAGGGGUCUUUCCUGUUAGCGUUAAGUUCUCCUGCUUGACUACUGGAUGGUUGAUUUUGUGUAGGAGACUCCUAGGGCGUAACCACAGACCAUGGCAUGUGGACUUGAGUGUGUGAAAAGUAUGGGAGAUGAGUUUAGCAUUAAAAAAAAAAAAAAAAAAAGAAAAAAAG